Messenger RNA from Chinchilla lanigera (long-tailed chinchilla), 6005 nucleotides. It is a transcript of the gene Prdm16, whose product is annotated as PR domain containing 16. NCBI's taxonomy places the organism in Eukaryota, Metazoa, Chordata, Mammalia, Rodentia, Chinchillidae. Gene Ontology annotation, cellular component: nucleus. Gene Ontology annotation, molecular function: protein binding; histone H3K9 methyltransferase activity. The record is from RefSeq and is a predicted model, not a curated record.
GUGACGGAGACAUUGUGAAUAAUAUGUAUGAGCCCGACCCAGACCUGCUGGCUGGCCAGAGUGCCGAGGAGGAGACUGAGGACAGCAUCCUGUCCCCCAUCCCCAUGGGGCCACCGUCCCCGUUCCCCACCAGCGAGGACUUCACCCCCAAGGAAGGCUCGCCCUACGAGGCCCCUGUCUACAUUCCCGAAGACAUUCCUGUCCCGCCAGACUUUGAGCUGCGGGAGUCCUCCAUCCCCGGGGCUGGCCUGGGGAUCUGGGCCAAGCGGAAGAUGGAAGUCGGGGAGAGGUUUGGCCCCUACGUGCUGGCGCCCCGGGCCGCACUGAAGGAAGCCGACUUCGGAUGGGAGCCAAUGCUAACAGAUACGGAGGUGUCGUCCCAGGAAGGCUGCAUCAAGAAGAUCUCCGAGGACCUGGGCAGCGAGAAGUUCUGUGUGGAUGCUGGCCAGACGGGGGCCGGCAGCUGGCUGAAAUACAUCCGCGUGGCAUGCUCCUGUGACGACCAAAACCUCACCAUGUGUCAGAUCAACGAGCAGAUUUAUUACAGAGUCAUUAAGGACAUCGAGCCGGGCGAGGAGCUGCUGGUGCACGUGAAGGAGGGUGCCUACUCCCUGCGCACAGUGCCGCCCAGCCUGGACGAGGAGCCCACGUUCCGCUGUGACGAGUGUGACGAGCUCUUCCAGUGCAAGCUGGACCUGCGGCGCCACAAGAAGUACACGUGCGGCUCGGCGAGGGCCGCGCUGUACGAGGACCUGGGGGACGAGCUCAAGCCUGAGGGCCUCGGCGGCAGCGGCAGCGAUGGGCAGGCUCACGAGUGCAAGGACUGUGAGCGAAUGUUCCCCAACAAGUACAGCCUGGAGCAGCACAUGAUCGUCCACACGGAGGAGCGAGAGUACAAGUGUGACCAGUGUCCCAAGGCCUUCAACUGGAAGUCCAACCUCAUCCGCCACCAGAUGUCCCACGACAACGGCAAGCGCUUCGAAUGUGAAAACUGCGUGAAGGUGUUCACAGACCCCAGCAACCUACAGCGGCACAUCCGCUCCCAGCACGUCGGCGCACGGGCCCACGCCUGCCCAGACUGCGGCAAGACCUUCGCCACGUCCUCCGGCCUCAAGCAGCACAAGCACAUCCACAGCACGGUGAAACCUUUCAUAUGUGAGGUCUGCCACAAAUCCUACACGCAGUUCUCCAACCUGUGCCGCCACAAGCGCAUGCACGCCGACUGCCGCACGCAGAUCAAGUGCAAGGACUGCGGGCAGAUGUUCAGCACUACCUCGUCCCUCAACAAGCACCGGCGCUUCUGUGAGGGCAAGAGCCAUUACACACCGGGCAGCCUCUUCCCCCCAGGCCUGCCCUUGACCCCCAGCCCCAUGAUGGACAAGGCCAAGCCCUCCCCCAGCCUCAACCACGCGGGCCUGGGCUUCAACGAGUACUUCCCCUCCCGGCCGCAGCCCAGCGCCCUGCCCUUCUCCGCAGCCCCGCGGGCCUUCCCCGCACUCACGCCCGGCUUCCCGGGCAUCUUCCCUCCUUCCCUGUACCCCCGGCCGCCUCUGCUACCUCCCACGCCACUGCUCAAGAGCCCCCUGAACCACACCCAGGACGCCAAGCUCCCCAGCCCCCUGGGCAACCCGGCCCUGCCCCUCGUGUCUGCGGUCAGCAACAGCAGCCAGGGCGCCGCGGCAGCCACGGGGCCAGAGGAGAAGUUCGAGGGCCGCCUGGAGGACGCAUACGCAGACAAGGUCAAGGCGCGGAGCCCUGACAUGUCCGACGGCAGCGACUUCGAGGACAUCAAUACCACCACGGGCACCGACCUGGACACCACCACGGGGACGGGCUCCGACCUGGACAGCGAUGCGGACAGCGACCGAGACAAGGUCAAGGACAAGGGCAAGCCAGCAGAGGGCAAGCCUGAGUUCGGGGGCAGCUCCCUGCACCCAGGGGCCGCCAACAGCGUGGCAGAGGUGCCGGUGUUCUACUCCCAGCACUCCUUCUUCCCGCCGCCUGAGGAGCAGCUGCUGACCGCCUCGGGCGCCCCCGGCGACUCCAUCAAAGCCAUCGCUUCCAUCGCGGAGAAGUACUUCGGGCCCGGCUUCAUGGGGAUGCAAGAGAAGAAGCUGGGCUCCCUGCCCUACCACUCGGUCUUCCCCUUCCAGCUCCUGCCCAGCUUCCCUCACUCCCUCUACCCCCUCGCGGACCGCGCCCUCGCCCACAACCUGCUGGUCAAGGCCGAGCCAAAGUCACCCCGGGACACCCUCAAGGCAGGUGGCCCCAGCGCCGAGUGCCCGUUUGACCUCACCACCAAGCCAAAAGAGGCGAAGCCCAUCCUCCCCACUCCCAAGGCACCCGCAGCCCCCGUGUCCGGCGAGGAGCAGCCGCUGGACCUGAGCAUUGGCAGCCGGGCCCGCGCCAGUCAGAACGGGGGCGGCCGGGAGCCCCGCAAGAACCAUGUGUACGGCGAGCGGAAGCCGGGGCCUGGCGAGGGGCUGCCCACAGUGUGCCCCGCGCAGCUGCCACAGCAGCCAUCGCUGCACUACGCCAAGCCCUCGCCCUUCUUCAUGGACCCCAUCUACAGCAGGGUAGAAAAGCGGAAGGUGACAGACCCCGUGGGCGUCCUGAAGGAGAAGUACCUGCGGCCGUCCCCGCUGCUCUUCCACCCCCAGAUGUCAGCUAUCGAGACCAUGACGGAAAAGCUAGAAAGCUUCGCGGCCAUGAAAGCUGACUCUGGUGGCUCCCUGCAGCCCCUGCCCCACCACCCCUUCAGCUUCCGGUCCCCACCCUCCACGCUCUCAGACCCCAUCCUCAGGAAGGGCAAGGAGCGGUACACGUGCAGGUACUGUGGCAAGAUCUUCCCCAGAUCAGCAAACCUCACCAGACACCUGAGGACGCACACCGGGGAGCAGCCAUACAGGUGCAAGUACUGUGACCGCUCCUUCAGCAUCUCCUCCAACCUGCAGCGGCACGUGCGCAACAUCCACAACAAGGAGAAGCCCUUCAAGUGCCACCUGUGCAACCGCUGCUUCGGCCAGCAGACCAACCUGGACCGGCACCUCAAGAAGCACGAGCACGAGGGCGCGCCAGUGGGCCAGCACCCCGGGGUCCUCACCAACCACCUGGGCACCAGCGCCUCCUCCCCCACCUCCGAGUCAGACAACCACGCACUUUUAGAUGAGAAGGAAGACUCCUACUUCUCCGAGAUCAGAAACUUCAUCGCCAACAGCGAGAUGAGCCAGGCGUCCACUCGAACGGACAAGCGGCCAGAGACCCAGGAGCUGGACGGCGACGCCCAGUGUCCAGGCUUGGCCAGUGAGAAGCCAGAGGACGUGGAGGAGGAGGAGGAGGAGGACCUGGAGGAGGAGGAUGAGGACAGCCUGGCCGGGAAGUCACAGGACGACAUGGUGUCCCCCACGCCCGAGCCGCAGGGUGUCUAUGAGGACGAGGAGGACGAGGAGCCGCCUGCAGCCCUGGCCGUGGGCUUCGACCACACCCGAAGGUGUGUUGAGGAGCGAGAAGGCGGCCUGUUAGCCUUGGAGCCGACGCCGACCUUUGGGAAGGGGCUGGACCUCCGCAGAGCAGCUGAGGAAGCCUUUGAAGUUAAAGAUGUGCUUAAUUCCACCUUAGAUUCUGAGGCUUUAAAACAGACUCUGUACAGGCAGGCUAAGAACCAGGCGUAUGCAAUGAUGCUGUCCCUUUCCGAGGAUGCGCCCCUCCACGCCCCCUCGCAGAGCUCCUUGGGCGCUUGGUUGAACAUCACAGGAGCCACGUCAGAGCCCGGAGCCUUUAACCCCAUCAACCACCUCUGAGGGGCCGGGGGCCCCAGGACCAGAGUCCAGAGCCAGAGCAUCUGCUUCGGGGAUGCAGGGAGGCAGGGAGAAGCCCCGCUACCCUCGGCACCACCCUUGGCGUGCAGCCCACCCUCCACCCCUCCUCCGUCCAGUGCUAACUUUUCCAAUGAAAACUCAGAAUCCGCAAGUCCAUGAAGCAGCGGCAGAGCUGUCCUGUCUCCAAGGACAGGUCCUGAGGACACCGACCCAUCGAAGACCCCAUCACAGGAGCUGCCCGGAGGACCAGCACUGGGGCGAGCGUGGAAUCUCAGUUCCCAGCGGCCACCGCCAGGCGCCUGCAGGGCACAGAGGGGGCAGAGGACGCAGGUGUGUGCUGAGGACGGAGAUCUCUCUCGCCGACAAUUUUCAUAAUGAAAGUGACGAGAAUAACCCUUUUGGUAAUUGUAUUGACUACAGAGUCUAUUUAAGCAUGUGGGUUUUAAAAAUAGACAGUAUUUUUUAAAAAUCAAAAAAAUGACUUGCAAAUUGUUUUUUAAAAGUAAUUUUGCAUUGCUUUGAAAUUCAGCUUACUUGCAAACCCGAGCCUGCCUGGGCGACCACACCAGGCUCCGGUGUGUCCUUUAUACUGUAGAUAAUGGAGAAUUUUCUAUCUCUGAUCCUAUUUGUACAAGCCAAGGUGAUUCUGGGUGCCCCGGAAACGGAAUGAGGCGCAGGAUCCACCCUUUCCAGCAGUGUGCAGACUCUGCUGGAACCUUAAGGCGCCCCCAUGUGGCCUGCAAGGAAUCCACAGGCCCCACCCAAGAACCCCCAAUUGUGUGGAGACUUUGGGGGGGCUCCGGUCCUCCAUGCAGAGGUGCGGCCAGGUGCCCCGCGGUCCUUCCAGCCCCGUCCUACCCCGGCCGCCCCGAGGAUGGCCCUGGCCUCUGCUCUCCCGAGGGCAGAGCCGAAGGGCUGCUUUCUGGUCUCCAGCCUCCACCCGCAGCGGGGAGGUUCUCCCCGAGGUCGCCACCGGGGCCCCUGCAGCUGCCCCUCUCCAGGACGCCAAGUGCUUCUGUGCCUAAAACCUGGGAUCAACCGCGCGGCCACCAUGUCCACUCUUUGUGCAGGUUCUUGGCAGGCCAAAGUCGAGGACAGAAGGGUCCUGGGGACCCGGCACAAAAGGCGGAGAGGACACAGCCCGAGGGACCUCCAGUUUCUUCCUCUGGAUGUGUCUGCUUCUCCCUUUGGAUGGGCUUUAAAUUAUUCCCAUAGGGGCCAAUUUCAAAUAAUAAUUUCUUUUCCCUGAUGGAAUUUACCUUAAUCUGUAUAUAACUUGUAAUUUUUUCUAAUUCAUUUCUCUUCUUAUUUUAUUUCUUCCUUAACAGUAUUUUUGGCAUUAGACAUUCUUAUUGUGAAGAAAUAAUGUUAAUAUAAGUAUCUAGUGAAGGACCAAAACCGUGUAAUAAGGUGUGUUGUGUGAUCAAUCACCAGGAGGGGGGCGGUUUUAAAUGUGCCAAAUACCCCCGCGUCCCCCCACGAAUCCUGCUGUCACCGCUGCCCACUUAUCAGACAAUCAUAUGUUUUUGUUAAAUUUGAGUUUCAGUCGCAUUUGCAUUGAAGACAAGUGUUCUAUUUAUUUUGUUGUUUGGAAAACAAAAGUAAUGAGUGUCCCAACAAGAAGAGAAGAAAAAAAAAUUGCCUAAGUUGCCCUUAAGCAAAGAAGACAGAAAUGCAAACUAGUGUGACACAAACCACGUUUGUGUGGAUCUGUGUCACACUAUGGACAUCUAUCAGCGUUUGUCCCCAGGGGCAAAAGGGCAUGUCCCACAGGGCUUGUCCCACGUGCGUCCCAGGCACUCUGGACCACAGGCGCCUGCGUCUUACCGGGCCAAGCGGGCCUGCCCCGGAGGCUGGUGGCAGGGAGGUCUCCACGGGCCACAUAGACCCAAAGAUUGUGGCAGAAAAGGGUCUCCUUUUGCUAAGUCCAAGCAAUGUGGCAAGAUGGAGAGCCACCCAUGCGCCCACAGACUGGAGAGGUCGGCGGAGGAGCCACACCGUCAGGAUUUUCGAACGAGCGAGCUCACACCUCUGCACAAGCGUCCGUGGCAUCCAGGCCUGCCAGGUACCGUGGUAGGAGUUUCCAACUUCCUCUUGAUCCACAUGGGAUCCCUGUAAAAGUCCAACCUCAGAUACCAACACCCCAUUUCUGUAAACCCAAAUUAUAUGAUUUCUUCUGUGAAAGAA